Messenger RNA from Rhododendron vialii, 2161 nucleotides. RefSeq lists its product as uncharacterized. The coding region runs from base 123 to 2015 and encodes 630 amino acids. NCBI's taxonomy places the organism in Eukaryota, Viridiplantae, Streptophyta, Magnoliopsida, Ericales, Ericaceae. The transcript is spliced from 10 exons. The record is from RefSeq and is a predicted model, not a curated record. Gene Ontology annotation, molecular function: beta-glucosidase activity. Gene Ontology annotation, biological process: glucan catabolic process.
UCUCCCUCUCUCUCAAUUGCCAUCUCUCUCUCUCUUUCUCUCUCUACAAGUACAGUCUACAAAAGGCUUCUCAUUUUCUGAGCCCCUCUCGGCCGACUUGAAGGGCAAUUUGGGAAGGCCAAAUGGCGAGAAUCUCGACUCCUUUUCGGGGCAUUCUGGUCAUAUGUUUGUGCUGGGCAGCCAUGGCUGCCGAAGCAGCGUACACGAAAUACCAGGAUCCGAACCAGACCAUAAAAGUUCGAAUCGAGGACUUACUGAGUCGGAUGACUCUGGCGGAGAAGAUUGGCCAAAUGACGCAGAUUGAGAGAACCGUCGCUUCCGGUGAAGUGAUCGAGCAGUACUUUAUUGGGAGCGUUUUGUCCGGGGCUGGAAGUGUUCCGGUUGUAAAUGCGACAGCCGGGACUUGGAUCGACAUGGUAAAUGGUUUCCAAAAAGGCGCGAUGUCGACCCGCCUUGGCAUCCCAAUUAUCUACGGCAUUGACGCUGUCCACGGCAAUAGUAAUGUCUACAAUGCUACCAUUUUCCCUCACAACAUCGGUCUUGGAGCUACUAGAGAUCCUGACCUAGUCAAGAGAAUUGGAGCAGCGACUGCCCUUGAAGUCAGAGCUACAGGAAUUCAAUAUACUUUCGCACCAUGUAUUGCGGUUUGUAGAGACCCGAGAUGGGGUCGAUGCUAUGAAAGCUACAGCGAAGAUCACACAGUUGUUCAGGCAAUGACCGAGAUCAUUUCAGGAUUACAAGGAGAAAUUCCUGCUAAUUCCCGGAAGGGUGUCCCCUUUGUUGGUAACGGAACAAAAGUCGUGGCAUGCGCUAAGCACUACGUGGGCGAUGGAGGGACAAUCGGUGGAAUCGACGAAAACAACACCGUUAUAAGCAGGCAAGAAUUGAUGAGCAUCCACAUGCCUGCUUAUCUCAAUUCGAUUGCCAAGGGCGUAUCAACCGUAAUGAUCUCCUACUCCAGCUGGAACGGGAUAAAAAUGCAUGCCAAUCAGGAACUUAUCACCGGUUACCUCAAGAACCAACUGCGCUUCAGGGGAUUUGUCAUCUCGGAUUAUCAGGGCAUUGAUAAGAUCACAACUCCUUUGCACGCCAACUAUACGUACUCUGUCCUAAUGGGAAUCCAAGCCGGCAUCGACAUGGUCAUGGUUCCUUUCAACUAUACGGAAUUCAUCGACACCCUAACCUUCUUGGUGAAUCAAAGCUUCAUUCCAAUGUCCCGGAUUGAUGAUGCAGUAAGAAGGAUAUUGCGGGUGAAGUUCACAGCGGGCCUCUUUGAACGCCCGUAUGCUGAUUACAGCUUCGUUAACGAGCUAGGACGUCAGGAGCAUAGAGAAUUGGCGAGGGAAGCUGUGAGGAAAACUCUCGUGUUGCUGAAGAACGGUAAACCAAACGAAAAUCCAUUGUUACCCCUUCCGAAGAAGGCAGCAAAAAUACUAGUCGCGGGGACUCAUGCCGACGAUCUCGGUAACCAGUGUGGUGGGUGGACAAUCACAUGGCAAGGAAUGAACGGCAACAAUAAUACAAUUGGAACCACAAUCCUUGAUGGGAUUAAGAAAACCGUCGACCCGACGACUGAAGUAGUCUACAACGCAAACCCAGAUGCCAACUACGCCAAGUCUGUCGAAUUCUCGUAUGCUAUUGUGGUGGUAGGAGAGCCGCCAUACGCGGAGAUGUUUGGCGACAGCUCGGAUUUGACAAUCCCCGAACCGGGCCCGAGCAUCAUCGCAAACGUGUGCGGAUCCGUGAGAUGUGUUGUGGUCCUUGUAACCGGUCGCCCAGUUGUGAUUCAACCGUACGUCUCGAUGAUGGACGCCCUUGUAGCCGCCUGGCUACCGGGAACGGAAGGCCAAGGGGUCGCGGAUGUUUUGUUCGGGGACUAUGGUUUUACUGGGAAACUCUCUCGAACUUGGUUCAGGACCGUCGAGCAGCUCCCGAUGAGCGUUGGCGACCAAAACUAUGACCCUCUGUUCCCCUUUGGAUUUGGACUAACAACUCAACCAAACAAGACGCAGUAAGAGAUUGUGGAAGUCUUUAGGUGCAUUUUAUCAUUAGUGGUGAUCUUUCGUUUUAGGCUUUUUCUUGUUUUUGGUACAUCGAAACAGAUUGUGGUUCCUACCAAAGAAGUGAAUGAAAGAACUUUGGGGAGAGAUUUUGUAAUUUA